Andrographis paniculata is the source of this 3621-nucleotide messenger RNA. RefSeq names its product AP3-complex subunit beta-A. The transcript is spliced from 11 exons. Gene Ontology annotation, cellular component: AP-3 adaptor complex; membrane coat. Bases 101 to 3511 code for a protein of 1136 amino acids. Gene Ontology annotation, biological process: intracellular protein transport; vesicle-mediated transport. Lineage: Eukaryota; Viridiplantae; Streptophyta; Magnoliopsida; Lamiales; Acanthaceae. The record is from RefSeq and is a predicted model, not a curated record.
UCUAACUUUUCUAGGUAUUGCAGUGGAGGAUUGGAACUAGAUUAUCAAUCAGUACUCCGAUCGGAUUCACGCCGGGGAUUCGUGUCCAGUGAAAGGCGACAUGUUGACUCAGUUCGGGGCUACGGCUGAAUCGCUGAGCAAGGCUUCAACGAUGGUGUUCAGGAUCGGUACCGACGCUCACCUGUACGACGAUCCGGAUGACGCCAAUAUCGCGCCACUCCUCGAUAGCAAGUUCGAUACCGAAAAAUGCGAAGCGCUCAAGCGUCUACUAGCCCUUAUUGCGCAGGGAUUCGAUGUGUCCACUUACUUCCCGCAGGUGGUUAAAAAUGUAGCAUCGCAGUCACUGGAGGUUAAGAAGCUGGUUUACUUGUACUUAUUGCAUUACGCCGAAAAGCGGCCAAAUGAGACAUUGCUUUCAAUUAAUUAUUUUCAGAAGGAUUUGGGGGAUCCAAACCCUUUGGUGAGGGCAUGGGCACUCCGCACCAUGGCAGGGAUUCGCCUGCAUGUUAUUGCACCCCUUGUUCUGGUGGCUGUGGGAAAAUGUGCCCGAGAUCCAUCUGUAUAUGUUAGAAAAUGUGCUGCAACUGCACUUCCUAAGUUACAUGAUUUGCGGUUGGAUGAACACAUGGACGCCAUUGAAGAGCUUAUUGGAAUAUUGUUGAAGGACAACUCUCCUAGUGUGGUUGGUGCUGCUGCUGCUGCCUUUGCUUCUAUUUGUCCUAAUAACUUCUCUAUGAUUGGAAGAAAUUACAGAAGGUUAUGUGAAACUGUUCCUGAUGUGGAAGAAUGGAGUCAAAUUGUUUUGAUUGGAAUUCUUCUACGAUAUGUAAUUGCAAAACAUGGGCUAGUAGUAGAAUCCCUAAUGUUAGUUUCCAAUGCUCUGAUGAAGCAUAACUCUGAAAAGGAGGGUUUGGAACCUCAUAAUGAAAUAAAUAAACCUCAUAAUGGAACAAGAUUUGAUUUAUGCACUGAGAUUGCAGAUAUAGUAUCCCGCAGUUACCUUCAAGGACCAGAUAAGUACCUAUCUCAGUUGGGUCUUGUGAAUAGAGAGUCUUUGGGAUUGGAUUAUUCACAUGCUACAUCUGCUAAAAGUAACGAUGAUGUGAAGAUCUUGUUGCAGUGUACAUCACCAUUGCUAUGGAGUUCUAAUAGUGCAGUUGUGCUGGCAGCUGCUGGGAUUCAUUGGAUUAUGGCUCCGAAGGAGGACAUUCGAAAAAUUGUUAAGCCUCUGCUAUUUUUGUUGAGGUCAUCUUACUCCUCAAAAUAUGUGGUCUUGUGCAACAUUCAAGUCUUUGCUAAAGCAAUGCCAUAUCUAUUUUCUCCAUAUUUUGAAGAUUUCUUCAUUAACUGUUCAGAUUCAUAUCAACUUAAAACUCUGAAGCUUGAGAUACUUUCCUCUAUAGCUACAGACUCUUCUAUUUCCUCAAUUCUUCUUGAGUUUCAGGAUUAUAUCAGAGAUCCAGAUCGUAAAUUUGCUGCUGACACAGCAGCUGCAAUUGGUUUAUGUGCCAAAAGACUUCCAAAUGUUGCCAACACAUGUUUGGAAGGGCUAUUGUUUCUGGCAUUAUCUGAUUCUUCAAAUAAGGAUGAUGCCUCACUGGGUGAAGAAGAAAUUGUAUUGGUUCAAAUUAUAAAGUCUAUCAAAGCAAUCAUAAAACAAGAUCCUCCCAAUCACGAGAAAGUAAUUGUUCAUUUGUUGCGAAGCUUGGAUUCAAUUUAUGCACCCGCGGCACGUGCUAUGGUUAUAUGGAUGAUGGGUGAGUACUGCAACAUCGGAGGUCUUAUUCCAAAGAUGAUACCCACAGUCUUUAAGUAUAUUGCUCGGCAUUUUACUUCUGAGGCAGUCGAAUCAAAACUCCAGAUUAUCAAUGCCUGUGUCAAGGUCCUACUACGAGCUAAAGGGGAAGAUGUGUCUGAAUUACGAAUUACUGUAGGAUAUGUGCUUGCACUAGCUAAAUGUGACAUGAAUUAUGAUGUCCGCGACCGUGCUCGUGUUCUGAAGAAUUUCCUAUCACACUGUAGGGGUUUGCAUGAUUCGGAAUAUGUUGAGGAUCAAACGGAUUUCAAAGACCUGACACGUGUACUUUCCGAAUACAUAUUUGGGGGGCAAGCAGAAAUUUCAUCUGAGCCAUUUAGUUAUCGAUUCUAUCUUCCUGGCUCUCUUUCCCAGAUAGUGCUGCACGCAGCUCCAGGAUAUGAACCUCUCCCUGAACCUUGUAGUUUAGUGGGUGAUGGGUUCGAUCCCUCUGUGAGAGGAACAAGUUCAUUGGGAGUUAGAACUACUGAUAGUGAACCAAAUGAUGUUGAUACUGAUGCCACUUCGGGAUCCAUGGAUGAAGAGAACACAUCCGACUACGAUUCUGAAGAUUCUGUUUCUGGAUCAAGUACCGAUGGAGGCCACUAUACUGAUAAUGUCUCUGAUAGAAAUGGAGAUGAAGAAGCUGGUGCAUUGAUUCAUCUUUCAGAUAGUGCUCCCACUUCUAGAAAUCAUCUAGAAGCCUCAGAAGGCCUGCCGUCAUCUGGCUUGAUGGAUUUUGGUGAAUUGAUGUCGAAAAGAGCCCUUGAAUCAUGGUUGAAUGAAAAUCCUGGUUCUAGCCAGACCUCUUCUGAUGCAGGUCAUGUUCAGAGAUCAUUAGCCAGACUCUCCAUUAAAGACAUCGGGCAGCUGGUCAAACCCAAGUCAUAUAUUCUUCUAGAUCCUGCAAAUGGAAAUGGGUUAGGUGUGGAUUAUAGAUUUUUGUCCAAGGUGUCAAAUAUAUCCCCCGAACUUGUAGUUUUGGAUGUUGCCUUCAGAAAUUCUUCAACAGGGACGAUGUCAAAUAUAAUGCUUUCUGAAGAGGACGUUAACCUGGAUUCUUCAGACAAGUCAGUGUCACCAAGUGAAAGUUCAAAUGUGACUCGUGAGGUUCCAUCUCUCGUUCCCAUGGAAGAGAUAAGCUGCCUUGAACCCGGUCAGACAGAAAAUAGGACAAUCCAGGUUCGGUUUGAACACCAUCUGUUGCCUUUGAAGCUGGCUUUAUGGUGCAACGACAAAAAGCAACUAGUAAAGUUUCGACCAGACAUUGGUUACUUCAUCAAACCUCUUCCAAUGGAUAUUGAAUCCUUCACAAAGAAGGAAUCUCAACUUCCGGGGAUGUUUGAAUACGUGAGAAGGUGUACAUUCACCGACCAUAUUGGCCCGCUGAAUGACUCGAAUGGCGAGUCACCGGUUAAAGACAUUUUUCUAAUGAUAUGUGAGAAGCUGACACUAAAAAUGCUUACAAAUGCGAAUUUGUUUCUCGUAUCCGUAGACUUGCCUGUUGCAGCUACCCUCAACGACACAUCAGGAUUAUGCUUACGCUUAAGUGGCGAGAUCCUGGGCAGAUCCAUUCCUUGUUUGGUCACACUUACUCUCAAAGGUAUUUGCUCUGAACCCCUCGAAGUAUCAGUUAAAAUGAACUGUGAGGAAACUGUUUUCGGCUUAAAUCUGUUAAACCGCAUCGUGAAUUUCUUGGCUGAGCCGACACCAUGAUCUGUAUGGUACUCAUCCAUGGAGUAUGAUGCUCCUUUUCUUGCUGCCCUUUCCGACCUUAUUUUGAGAACAGUUUUGUUUACACAGAGAAAGAAAAUGGUUUGAGACAA